Molecule: messenger RNA, 529 nt
Organism: Oppiella nova
Lineage: Eukaryota; Metazoa; Arthropoda; Arachnida; Sarcoptiformes; Oppiidae
Source: the annotation of a GenBank genome assembly
AGUUAAUACACUACUUAUUGAGUAGGUUUUAAUACCGGUGUUAAAAACCUUUUUUCGGUUAAUACAGUGAAAAGGUUAACGAGUUUUUGAUAGUGCCUAAAAAUAUACAUAAAUAUACUGGCUAUAUAUAUUAUAUAUGUAUUAGGAAAAGGAUACUAUGGACAUGGAUGAAUUCCUGAACGAUAACCCGGAUUAUCUCAGCGAUUAUGUGCUGAAUAACGUGUCCACUGAACAGAUUGAGAGAUGGCUUAUACGCAAGAAUCGUAACAAAAAGUCAAGCCUUUCCCGGUAUAAAUUUUGCGUACACGCGGAUAAGCGCAAAAUGCUCCAGUCCCUCACCAACAUGCUGAGCCAGGACACGCCCCAACGGACGUACGUACUGAACGAACUGUCCGCUACGAUCGCGUCGGCCGUUAACGCCAGCCAUUGGCACCUAUUCCUCAUCGACUGGAUCUCCCAAAGCGAACAGGUAUUUGAGGUUUUGCUUAUAGUAAGGGGUAGUGCGAUAAGUACGUGUGACGUUCAUUAG